Molecule: messenger RNA, 894 nt
Organism: Penicillium cinerascens
Lineage: Eukaryota; Fungi; Ascomycota; Eurotiomycetes; Eurotiales; Aspergillaceae
Product: putative U-box domain protein
Exons: 3
Coding region: 1-855 (284 amino acids)
Biological process (GO): protein quality control for misfolded or incompletely synthesized proteins; cellular response to misfolded protein; protein polyubiquitination
Cellular component (GO): cytoplasm
Molecular function (GO): ubiquitin protein ligase activity; protein-folding chaperone binding
Source: RefSeq, a predicted model, not a curated record
AUGGCGCAGGAGCUAAAAGCAAAGGGCAACGAGCUCUACAAAGCGGGCGACUACAGCGGCGCCGAAGACUACUUCUCACAAGCAAUCCAGAAGAACCCAACCGACCCGACCUUUUUCACAAACCGCGCAAUCACCCGCAUCAAGCUCUCGAAAUGGGCCGAAGUCGAACACGACGCCCGCGCCGCAAUUGACCUCUACGGCCUGAAGAACCCCACAUCCCUCAAAAGUUGCUGGUACCUCGCGCAGGCACUACUGGGUCUGCAUCGCCCGCAGGAAGCUUACGAUGUCGCCAUCGACGCAUACCAGGCUAGUUUAGUCGCCAAGAGUCCCCAGACCGAGAAUCUUUCCAAGACCGUGCUGCGCGCGAAGCAGCAGCUAUGGGAGGCGCGGGAGACGGCGCGAUUGCGGGAGAUGGAUGAGACGCUCAAGAGUGUCGAGGUGCUUCUUGAGACGGAGCUGGAGCGGUCGUUGGUGGAGUUGCGGGGGCAGUUGGAGCGCGGGGAGGUUGGGCAGAUUGGGUUUGUGGAGGAUGAGAAGGCGCUUAGGGCGGAUAUGGAGAAAAAGGUUCGUGAUCUGAGGGAGAUGUUUCGCAUUGCGUCCAAAGGCGAGGUGGCCGAGCGAGUUGUGCCGGACUGGUUGAUUGACGGCAUUACAUUCGAGGUCAUGCACGAUCCGGUCGUUACGCCGGCCGGUAACAGCUUUGAUCGCAUUGGUAUCGUCAAGUACGUUGAGAAAUCGGGUGUCGAUCCGCUCACUCGUGUCUCUAUGACGGUCAAUGAUUUGCGGCCUAACUAUGCGCUCAAGGCGGCUUGUGAGGAGUUCCUGGAUAAGAACGGGUGGGCUGUGGAUUGGUGAUACUGGGCGGUUGCCUCCAGGUUUAUUUCUUGUACAUUC